AUGGCCAAGGUCGGAAUCCCCAAGGACGUUGCCGCUGUGGCUGCCCCGGAGGUUGGCGGCGUCCGUCUCUUCGGCAAGUGGGACGCCCAGGAGGUCGAGGUCAAGGACAUCUCCCUGACCGACUACAUCGCCCUCCGAAACGCCGUCUACACGCCCCACACGGCCGGCCGCUACGCCAACAAGGCCUUCAAGAAGGCGCAGAUGCCCAUCGUCGAGCGCCUCGUCAACUCGCUCAUGAUGCACGGCCGCAACAACGGCAAGAAGCUCAUGGCCGUCCGCAUCGUCGCCCACGCCUUUGAGAUCAUCCACCUCCUCACCGACGCCAACCCGAUCCAGAUCCUGGUCGACGCCAUCAUCAACACCGGCCCGCGCGAGGACUCGACCCGCAUCGGCUCUGCCGGCACCGUCCGACGACAGGCCGUCGACGUCUCGCCUCUGCGUCGUGUCAACCAGGCCAUCAGCCUCCUCACCACGGGUACCCGCGAGUCGGCCUUCCGCAACGUCAAGUCGAUUUCCGAGUGCCUUGCAGAUGAGCUCAUCAAUGCCGCCAAGGGAUCGUCGAACUCGUACGCCAUCAAGAAGCGCGACGAGAUGGAGCGAGUCGCCCGCUCCAACCGCUAA
Messenger RNA from Pseudozyma flocculosa PF-1, 621 nucleotides. RefSeq lists its product as uncharacterized. The record is from RefSeq and is a predicted model, not a curated record. Gene Ontology annotation, biological process: translation; ribosomal small subunit assembly. Bases 1 to 621 code for a protein of 206 amino acids. Gene Ontology annotation, molecular function: structural constituent of ribosome; mRNA binding; rRNA binding. Gene Ontology annotation, cellular component: ribosome; cytosolic small ribosomal subunit. The transcript is spliced from 3 exons. NCBI's taxonomy places the organism in Eukaryota, Fungi, Basidiomycota, Ustilaginomycetes, Ustilaginales, Ustilaginaceae.